Messenger RNA from Sorghum bicolor (sorghum), 2395 nucleotides. RefSeq lists its product as uncharacterized. The coding region runs from base 890 to 2395 and encodes 501 amino acids. The transcript has 2 exons. The record is from RefSeq and is a predicted model, not a curated record. Lineage: Eukaryota; Viridiplantae; Streptophyta; Magnoliopsida; Poales; Poaceae.
ACUCUAGGUACCUGGCCCGCCAAACUGCCUAUCGUAGGAGCAAAGAUGCUGUGCGACUGUGGGCCUGUUGCUUGUGCGAGAUUUCACAGGGUUAGUUAAGCCUUGAUCAGUUCAGCCAUUAUUUCCAAAGAUGCCCGAUUGCGUAGCGUGUUUCUCAGUAAGUUUUGCGUUAGCCUGAGGAGGGCUGAUUAUCUUAGCACAAAAGGGAUUUCUCUCAUUCCCAAAUGUUAGCUGCGGUAUAUACUGGUAUAACGUAUGGAAGAAAAUGGAACUAGAGGACUAAUUGGGCCGUUAGGCAACCGAUAAGCAUCUAGUGUUGAUAAAUUAUGAAACCUCACGAAAGCAAAGAGAAAGAUUCUUCCGAUUACCAAUCGACAGCGCAAGGUCCCCGUACAAGGCUAGCAUCCAUUCAUCGUCCAGAACGGCAGAAUCCAAAUAAAUCAACAGUGGACUCCAUCAGACGUACACACCAAAUGAACCAACCCCUUCGUGUCGUCCUCACUGCAAGCAAUUAUCCAGGAUCGACCCUAGUUUAUGCCAUUAGCAUCGCGCUUUUCACCAGCUUUCUUAUUUAAAAUCACUGUUUUCUUCACUGCAGCACAAGGCACCAACUUGAGCAGAAAUAUGUUGCACCGAUAUACCUUUGGCUCAGCACGGAAGUAUAAAAGGGAGAUUCCUCAAGGUCCAAUUGACAGCAGAAAUUCUUCAACUCGGACACCCAUCUUCAAACCGAGAAUCUGCUUUACCCGAAACUUUGCCGGGACUUACUGGACUCAAUCAUCGUCCACCAGAAUUCUAUCCCCAAAACAUUGCCUUUGUCCUCUAUAAAAUCUACAUAUUCCACCCAUCGAUCAUCGAACCACCGGCAUAAGUUUCCAGCACCAGAGCAAUGGCCUCCAACUUUGUGCCUGAUGCCUGGGCUUGGAUCACCAGCCUGCCCCCAUUCACCCAGUGGCGCACCAGCGCCAUGUCCCUUUGCAUUUGCGCCACACCAUCAGCAUCAGCACAGCCAUCGAUGAACCUCUCGGUUGUGAAAACCCCUUCCAUCCCCCAGCCUUCCUAUGUUACCUUCUCCAUAUUUGCAAACUACAGUGUGCCAGUUUCCCUGUGGACGUCAAAACCAGUCCACCUGAAAACAAAGACACAGCAAACUCUAGACGAACAAGAUAUGAUACAGGUGUUCGUCGACAUUGUCAACUCAGUGAUGAGGUAUUGUCCAGACAAGAAAUUGUCAUUUCGGUUCCCUGGGGCACAGCCUCAUGCCAACUUCAAGGACGUGUUCAACAUAGUUUUCUUGUCCCUGGCCUUCCUGGUGUGCAUCUACGAGGCUCCUCGUGAUCUCCGUCCUGGAUGCUUGGAUUCACUGAGAACCCAGCUUACUGGUUCAAAGUGCAGAGAUGCCGCAAAGAACCUUGUAAAGAUGCUUGGGGCAAACCUUGAGGACCAGUGGAUGCAGACAAUGAAUCUCGCAGUAACUAAUUGGAUCGUUGAGCUGAGAUCCGCAAACCAGUCUUCUGGGGUGUACUCGCCACUGUUCUCAUAUGCCCUUUCAGCAAGCGGGCUCUGGAAGGUGCAGCUGUACUGCCCAGUCAUAGCCAUGGGCAUGGAGGAACCUGCAGAAGCAACACAGGAUGAGCGUCUUCUCUUCUCACUCAUUUAUCAGCAGGUUGAAUGUGUGAUUCAGCUAGCUUAUAGAACAGCAAGAAGGGAUAACUGGAUUGAUGUCGAGGUGAAGGUAGACAACAUAAGGUGUGAUGUGGACUCUUUGGUCUCUGAGACCCUCAUGGCAGAACGAGGAUAUGGCUCUGAAGAGAAGCACUUCCCAUCCCGUGUCAUGCUGCAAAUCACACCUAUGCAACAAUCUGAUGUGCUGUCUGUUUCUGUCGGCAAGUCCAACGACAACCCCACACAUGAAUUUGGCAUUGAGAAGGGCUUUGAGGGUUCCUUUGACCCCCCAAACUCAUUUGGUCUGAAGGCAUCAGUCACUGAAAGCCUUACUCUGGCCAUGAAGCCCUGGAAAUUUGAGCAGUCUGUGCAUGGCAACACUGCAACCUUGAACUGGUUUCUUCAUGAUGGUAUCAAUGGAAGGGAGGUUUAUUCUUCAAAACCUUCAAAGCUUUCUCUGCUUCAACCAAGGGCCUGGUUCCGUGACAGGUACUCAAAUGCAUACCGCCCGUUCACAAAGCAGGGGGGUGUCAUUUUUGCACGUGAUGAGUAUGGAGAUAGUGUCUGGUGGAAGAUCUGUGGUGCAACACUAGGAAAGACUAUGAACUGGGAAAUCCGAGGCUGGAUUUGGCUAACAUACUGGCCUAACAAACAAAGGACCUUCCACAGUGAAACAAGGUGGCUUGAAUUUAGAGAAUGCCUGCAGCUUCCCCUUACUAAGUUUCCAUAA